Drosophila kikkawai is the source of this 2120-nucleotide messenger RNA. The record is from RefSeq and is a predicted model, not a curated record. NCBI's taxonomy places the organism in Eukaryota, Metazoa, Arthropoda, Insecta, Diptera, Drosophilidae.
UUCUUUGCUCCAAAUAAGACUAUAAACUUUAUUCCAAACUCAUUUCUCUUGGUGUAACCUUUCCUAUACCCUAUUUUACUUAUCAGCAACCGAAGUGCAGCUGAAGUUCGGUGGGGAUUUUUGGCCAACUUCCCCUGUUAUCAUUAUUGUUAAGUCCCUUGAUAUGGGUCGUAAACGUGAAGCCAAAAAAAUGCCACAUAAUUAGAAGAACCUCCCAACAAAAAAAAGGGUAAUAACCCUCCAACACUCGAAGCGAUAAGACGAUAAAGUUUUCCACACAAGAAAAAGGCACUCUUGUAUGUAGAAUAGCUAAUAAAUACUUGAAGCCCAGUUGCCAGGUGAUACCACAUAUACAAGAUCGAGAAAUCGUUUACUCGGGACUCUGGUUUAUUUACAAACAAACAAAAAACCUCUAUAUAUAGCAAUUUGCACAAUUUACGCUCCAAAAAGCUUCCCGUUUCGAGUCGCUUCUCCAGCUCUCCAGCGCUCGUUUCAAGUUCAGCUUGGCUUUUCGUUUUCAGUCGGCUGCCAAGAUCGGUGGCGAGCGGAACCGGGCACUAAAUACAGAUCAAGAUCGCGCCAUUUGAAUAAACACAAACUGGAGGAGAAUCGGGAAUGUAAACAUUUGUGCCAAUGCGGGGAAAGCACCGGAGCUAUAUAUGUAGCCUAUAAAGGCAUAAAUAAAAUGGCUUGCACUCACUAACAGCUGCCCAGUUGCGUAAACGUGAAACGUAAACGUGGAAGUUGCUUAUUUUCUGGGUGCAUAUUUGUUGACAAAUCAAUUAUUAUUAUUAUAAAAUGAUUUAUUUGCUAGAUCGCAAUUUUAGGGCAGUAAACGGGGACUUUUUCUGCAGCUAUCUCGACACCAGUCAAAGUCAAAAUUGCAAAAGUAAAUAAAAAAAUUAAUAAUAAAAGCCUUAUUAAGUACAAAUCGACAAAUGUUAUAUCAGCUGGAUCGUAGUACCAGAUACGCUUCAAUUACAAAACCUGUAGGAACUAACUACUGGGUGUGUAAUAAACACACCUGAUGUGUGGUAUGGAGAAAUGGUUUUCUGGUUUAGAAAAACCCCCUGAAUAUACUAUCUCAGCUAUCUAGCACGCUUCCUAAUGCCCGUGUACUAAUGCCCCCAAACGUUGAAAAUAAAUAAAAAAUCACCGAUGCCCAACAGGUUUUAUCUGCCAUUUCGGAUCGGAGAGCGAUGAGAGGCCUUUGCUUGUUGUUUCCCAAGUUCCCAAAUUAAAUAGACUUAAUGUUGUGAGUUCGCUGACAGACAGUUGAUAAGGUGCGAACAGCUCUGGCACGGAGCUUGUGUUGGAGAUAAACUAAUAAAUGACCUCUUAACGAGGUAACAACUUGCCGAAAAACAAGUACAAAUACAAAGGGAAAGUGUGCUAGAGGGUAUUAUAAUUUAGAUUAGAAAAGCUAUUGAUUGCCGAAAAUCAUAGAUAUUUAGAUUCACCAUUCAAAUUCAAAUUAAUCAAUAACGAAAUAAUUGAAAUUUUUGAAAUCCAGGCGUCUUCAUCAUAAAAUCAUUAAGGAACACUGGCUUACUGAUGUGAUAUUUUUCAGAAACCAACAUGACUUCAAACAUCAGAGUUUUGGCUAUUGCCACCGAGACCUCGGAAUCAUCAGACAAACCCCCCAAAACCAGUAACCCAAAGGCAUACUUUGAGUUUGACUUUGAAAAACACAUGCAAAAACUACUUCUAAAUGGCGAAAAACCACAAAAACUAGAUGAGAAUGCCAUUGAAAGAUUCGCCGCUACGGAGAUAAUGAGAAAUGGCAAACAGUAUUACGAGUUCGGGCCUGACAAUUUUAAAUCUCGAGCCAUAAUAAGCGGACCUGCGUUUGAUCCCAAAGGAGUUCUCCCACGGGUUAAGGAUAGAAUCAGCAAGGAGCAUUGGGUUAACGAAAACGUAAUUCAGUAUCGCAAGAAUUCAAUGCAAUAUAUACAACAAAUUGUUUCGGAGGCCCUACGAGAGGAAGAAAGGGAAAUCUGUGAAUAUUUGUGUUAUUUGAAUAAGAAUUACAUUAAAUGAAGAUCUAGUGAACUUUAGUUUUAAUUUGAUAAAUCUUUAUAAAAAAAUAAACAUAAUAUUUAUAAAGAAUGGGCUUUUAC